AUGUUGGCAGUCCACAAAGCUGGAGGCGCCUUUGUGCCCCUAUAUCAUGAUUCCCCUGUUGAUCGGCUCGAGGGCAUAAUUCGUCAAGUCAACGCAACAGUCAUUCUUGGAUCCGAGCGACAACUAUCUCACGGCCCUCUAGCCAACCUGCGAAAACGCUUCCAGGGAGAGGUGGCCUGGGUACCUGUCUGUCACAGCGCCGUUGCGAGCAUAAGGACUGGAAGUCCCGAGCCUAAUGGGCCAUGCUUGGACAGCGCAGCAUACUGUAUGUUCACGUCCGGUAGUACGGGGAAGCCCAAAGGUGUGGUUGUCGAUCACAGGGCCCUCGCACAUGGUCUCCAGAAACAGGGUAGUGUCUUCGGACUUAGCAGUUCUUCUCGCGUUUAUCAGAAUACUCCGUUCAGUUUCGAUCCCUCCAUCACAGAGAUACUCGGUACUUUAUACCAUGGUGGAUGUAUCUGCAUGCCGGAUGACGAUGCCCGCUUACAGACACCGGCAUUGGUAAUAAAUGAGCUCGGCGCGAAUUGGGCAUUUCUUACCCCGUCAUAUGCAACAACACUUGACCCAACUGAGGUCCCUGGAGUUCGUACCUUGCUCCUGGGAGGAGAGGAGGUCACCCCUCAUUCUAUCAAAGGAUGGACAAACAAUCGUCGGGUUAUCAAUGCGUAUGGGCCUACGGAAUGUACUAUCUUCUCGCUGUCUGGCGAUAUCGCUUUAGAAGGAGCCAUGGCCUCGAAUAUUGGCCGUCCAAUUGGUUGCAAGGCUUACAUUGCAGACCCUGAAGAUUAUCGCAAACUAUGUCCUGUUGGAGCUAUCGGAGAGCUUCUUAUACAGGGUCCAAUUUUAGCUCGUGGAUACCUCAAUGACACCAUCAAAACCGGUCAGGCGUUCGUAAAGAGCCAUACUACCUUGGACGGCGAGACAAACAGAUAA
This is a messenger RNA of Aspergillus pseudotamarii, 933 nucleotides long. RefSeq lists its product as uncharacterized. The coding region runs from base 1 to 933 and encodes 310 amino acids. The transcript is spliced from 2 exons. Gene Ontology annotation, cellular component: cytoplasm. Gene Ontology annotation, biological process: secondary metabolite biosynthetic process; amino acid activation for nonribosomal peptide biosynthetic process. Lineage: Eukaryota; Fungi; Ascomycota; Eurotiomycetes; Eurotiales; Aspergillaceae. The record is from RefSeq and is a predicted model, not a curated record. Gene Ontology annotation, molecular function: phosphopantetheine binding.